Medicago truncatula (barrel medic) is the source of this 2240-nucleotide messenger RNA. Its product is annotated as interactor of constitutive active ROPs 2, chloroplastic. The transcript has 4 exons. The record is from RefSeq and is a predicted model, not a curated record. The coding region runs from base 234 to 2066 and encodes 610 amino acids. Lineage: Eukaryota; Viridiplantae; Streptophyta; Magnoliopsida; Fabales; Fabaceae.
UUGCUGUGUUGGUUGCUAUGCUAUGCUACUACUCUUCUGUCUGACACAGUGAGAGUAACUCGGGAAGUGAGCUACCACAGUACAUCACAAUAAUCCAAAACCCAUCUUCACCAACCCACACUCUCUCUUUUGCUAGGGUUUCCUCUCUUCACAUUUCAACACUCUUGAAUAGUAGGUCAGGGGAUUUGAAGAGGUACUCUCCAUUGCAUUUCUAUCUCCUGAGACAUUAAAUUAUGCAGACACCAAAAGCAAGAUCCAGUGCUCCAGAAAUGUCCCAAAGGAAAUCACCUGCUGCAACCCCUCGAACUGCUCGCCAGUUGAAGACACCAAACUCUGGUUCUAACUCGGCCUCCUCCUCUCCAAAUCCCAUAAGAAAGACGCCAAAAGACAUGAGUCCGAGAGUAAACGAACGCAGGUUAUCACACAGUCCAAUAUCUGAGAAGAAGCGGCCUAGCAAGGUUCAGGAAUUGGAAUCACAGAUUGCUAAGCUUCAAGAAGAUCUGAAGAGUGCUAAGGAUCAACUUAACUCAUCGGAGUCAUGGAAGAGAAAAGUUCAAGAGGAGGCUGAAGAAGCAAAGAAGCAGAUACUGUCCUUGUCAAAAGAGCUGGAAGAAUCCCGUCAACAGUUUUCGGACCUUUCCGCUUCCGAAGAAACACGGCUUCAAGAACUCAGUAAAAUAUCUCAGGAUCGAGAUCGUGCAUGGCAAUCUGAACUUGAGGCUGUCCAAAAGCAACACUCAAUGGAUUCAUCCGCUCUGGUGUCUGCCAUGAAUGAAAUACAUAAAUUGAAAAGUCAGCUUGAAAGAGCAAGCGAGUCCGAAUCUUCUCAGGCUAACAACGCAAAGUCUGAUCAUGCUCAGAUUCAGGACUUGAGGAUGGAUCUUAGUGAAGCUAUCUCUGUUAUGGAAAAACUAAGAAAUGAGGCAAGUGAUUGCAAAGAAUCCGAAUCACGAGCUUUAGAAGUGAUUGGCAAAAUGCAAAUGCAAUUGGAAACGGUAAAUAAGACAGUGGAAACACUCCGAUCAGAUGGUCUAAAAGCAACUGAAGCUUACAAGUCCUUAGCUUUGGAGUUGGAGCAAUCAAGAUCUCAAGCAAAGUCCUUGGAGGAACUUGUGAGGAAACUUGACACUGAUUCAACCAAUGGAAAGGGACUUUCUCAGGAAAAUGAGGAGAUAAAUGGGCUCAAAGCCGCGCUUAUCUCUGCCAAAUCUGAAGUAGAGCAGUUGAAAUCUGCAUUGGAUGUUGCCGAGAUAAGAUACCAAGAAGAAUACAUCCAGAGCACAUUGCAGAUUAGAAGUGCUUACGAACAACUGGAACAUAGAAAAUCAGAAUCCAGUGGGAGAGAGGCUGAAUUAUAUGAGGAACUGAGGAAAGCUAUAGCUGGUAUUGAAGAGCUAAAAGCAAGCCUGAUGGAAAAGGAAUCUCAAUUGCUGAGUUUGUCGGCGGAGAAUGAGGGGUGCAAUUCCAGUAUCAAUGAAAAGCGAUCUACUGAAAGGGAAUCUGAACUUGCUGCAGAACUCAAAAAAAUGGAUACUGAUGUUGCAGAAUGGAAAGCAAAAUUAUUAGAUAGAGAGACGGAGUUGAAAAACGUAACUGAAGAAAAUAGUAUCCUCAAGAUGGAGAUAAAAGAGUUGGAGCUGAACAAAAUCACUGACGAGGCUAUUGAGGUUGAAGCAGCAAGGGCUGCAGAGAAAGAGGCUUUGACGAAACUUAGCUAUGUAAUGGAAGAAGCGGAUAAAAGUAACAGAAGAGUGGCUCGUGUAACUGAACAGCUAGAUGCUGCUCAGGCUGCGAAUUCAGAGCUGGAAGCCGAAUUAAGGAGAUUGAAAGUUCAGUCUGAUCAGUGGAGAAAAGCAGCUGAGGCAGCCGCGUCUAUACUUUCUACCACUGGAAACAAUGGAAAAUGUGUAGGGAAAAACGGCGCACUUGACAGUAGUUUCAACUCUAUUUCAAGCAAGACAAUGAAUUCACCCUAUUUAGAAGACACGGAUGAUGAGUCCCCAAAGAAGAAAAACAAAAACAUGCUGAAGAAGAUUGGAGUGUUGUGGAGGAAGAAUCAUCAUUAAGUAGAUUUUAAUUGUAUGUUGUUUCAUUGUACUCUUUAUUUUUAUUGGAUGUUGUUAUUAUUCUUAGGUAUUACUAGUGUCUGGUACCAACUUUCUUGAAUCAAGCUGUUCAACCGUUAUAGGACCCUACUGUAUUUUGUUUCUACAAGUAGAUCCUGUUUUAUUGUCAUCAAA